AUGGCGACGCCGACAGUUUUCAAGCGCGUGAAUCGCGCAGUGCUCCAAGCGGCCUCUGCCCCUUUGCGUAUCCUGCACUAUGCAUCUACCGACCCGCUGAUCACUGGUGCAGCUCUGUUUGCGCUUACUCAAGCACCUUCACGAUACCGCGUCCGUCUGCUUUCCGCGCUGCGCGCGAGAGGUGUCUCGUCUGAUCGCAUUGCUACACUUGUCAAUAUCUUGAAACUUCUCUUCGGUAUUGGUGUGCUUCGGAGGCUCAACCAGGUCCUCACUGCACUCGCGUUAAACAUGUGGCACUUGCGAAAGCCAGGAGCUCCCUUCCAGUUCGGCGCGGCUGGAAAGCCAGAAAUCAUUGUGGUUACAGGAGGAUGCAGUGGGUUCGGUUACGAGAUGGUGAAGGGCUUCAGCAAAUAUGCGAGAGUGAUCAUUCUCGAUAUCAGCCCGAUACCUCCUGAACUGGCAAAGAUCCCGGACGUGCAUUACUACCAGCUGGAUCUGUCGGAUUUCUCAGCUAUUGAAUCCACUGCGGAACAAAUUCGCCUGGACCACGGCAAUCCAAGUGUGCUCAUCAACAACGCUGGCAUUGCUACUGGCACACCCGUUAUCAGCAGUAGUGCCAAGCUAACGGAGAGGAUCUUCAAAGUGAAUAUCGCAUGCCACUUUAUUCUCAUCAAGGAAUUCCUGCCUGCUAUGCUGAAAGCAAAGAAGGGCCACAUUGUCACGAUCGCUUCCAUGGCUAGCUUCGUGACCGCUCCAGGUCUUGUUGACUAUUGCUGCACAAAAGUUGGGGCUUUGUAUCUAAACGAUGGGCUUCGCGCUGAACUGAAGCAUUUUUAUGAAAAUGGUGACUGCAUUCAAACAACUUCUGUGCACCCAAGUUGGCAUGAUACUGGUAUAGUCAAGCCAUAUGCACAUAUCCUGGAGAGGAAUGGCGUGAGAAUGGAUCCGGCAAGCAAUGUUAGUGACGCAGUCAUUGAGCAGGUUCUUGCCAGCAGAAGUGGUCGGAUCUUCAUGCCCAGAAGGGAAGAAGGAAACACAAGUAUCAGGAGUUGGCCUGUCUGGCUUCAAGAUGCACUUUUCUACACCCAGAGGAACAAGAGGAUUGUGGAAAACUGA
Messenger RNA from Exophiala spinifera, 1116 nucleotides. RefSeq lists its product as uncharacterized. The record is from RefSeq and is a predicted model, not a curated record. The transcript has 4 exons. The coding region runs from base 1 to 1116 and encodes 371 amino acids. NCBI's taxonomy places the organism in Eukaryota, Fungi, Ascomycota, Eurotiomycetes, Chaetothyriales, Herpotrichiellaceae. Gene Ontology annotation, molecular function: oxidoreductase activity, acting on the CH-OH group of donors, NAD or NADP as acceptor.